GCGGCGCCCUCUGUGAGGCGGCGGCGGCGGAGAGCGGCGGUGGCGGGCAUUCAUGUCGGCGGGCAGGGAUUAGCGCGGCGGACGGCGAGCCGAGAGGAGGGGGCGGCCGACCGAGCCGUCUCCCCCUUCCCACGGGGUCUCCGGCGGGAGAGAGCCGUACCUGGUUGGCGGGGGCGGGAGGACAUGGCUGACCGGAGCGCGCCGAGCUGCCACCUGCGGCUGGAGUGGGUCUACGGUUACCGGGGUCACCAGUGCCGCAACAACCUGUACUACACGGCCGCCAAGGAGAUCGUCUACUUCGUGGCUGGGGUCGGCGUGGUCUACAGCCCCCGGGAGCACCGGCAGAAAUUCUACCUGGGGCACCAGGACGACAUCAUCAGCCUUGCUUUGCAUCCUGAACGUGUGUUGGUGGCAACAGGUCAAGUUGGAAAGGAACCAUAUAUCUGCGUAUGGGACUCGUACACUGUGCAAACUGUAUCUGUUCUGAAGGACGUUCACACGCAUGGUAUAGCUUGCUUGGCUUUUGAUUUAGAUGGUCAGCGGUUGGUCUCAGUUGGUUUGGAUUCAAAAAACACAGUUUGUGUUUGGGACUGGAGAAAAGGAAAAUUGUUAUCAAUGGCUCCUGGUCAUACAGACAGAAUAUUUGAUAUUUCUUGGGAUUUGUACCAGCCAAACAAACUCGUCAGCUGUGGUGUAAAACACAUCAAGUUCUGGAGCUUGUGUGGCAAUUCACUGACACCAAAACGUGGUGUUUUUGGCAAAACUGGUGAUCUUCAAACUAUAUUGUGCCUAGCUUGUGCAAGAGAUGAAGUGACGUAUUCCGGUGCAUUGAAUGGUGAUAUUUAUGUAUGGAAAGGAAUCAACCUUGUAAGAACAAUACAGGGAGCACAUGCUGCAGGAAUUUUCAGCAUGAACGCGUGUGAAGAGGGCUUUGCUACUGGUGGCAGAGAUGGCUGUGUUCGCUUGUGGGAUUUAAAUUUUAAACCAAUUACUGUGAUUGAUCUCAGGGAAACAGACCAGGGAUAUAAAGGUCUGUCUGUAAGAAGUGUUUGCUGGAGAGGAGACCAUAUACUUGUUGGAACACAAGACAGUGAGAUUUUUGAAAUUGUGGUACAUGAGCGUAAUAAGCCUUUCCUGAUAAUGCAGGGGCAUUGUGAAGGAGAGCUGUGGGCUUUGGCUGUCCAUCCUACAAAACCAUUGGCAAUGACUGGAAGUGAUGACCGAUCAGUCAGAAUUUGGAGUUUAAUAGACCAUGCUCUGAUUGCCCGGUGCAAUAUGGAGGAACCCAUUCGCUGUGCAGCAGUUAGUACUGAUGGAAUCCAUCUUGCUCUUGGAAUGAAGGAUGGCUCUUUCACUGUGCUUAGGGUCAGAGAUAUGACUGAGGUUGUUCAUAUCAAAGACAGGAAAGAAGCUAUUCAUGAACUGAAAUAUUCACCAGAUGGGAACUUCCUAGCUGUUGGUUCCAAUGACAGCUCUGUGGAUAUAUAUGGUGUUGUUCAGAGAUACAAGAAAGUUGGGGAAUGUAUUGGAUCUUUAAGUUUCAUCACCCAUAUGGAUUGGUCUUCAGACAGUAAAUAUAUACAGACUAAUGAUGGCAAUGGGAAGAGACUUUUUUACAGGAUGCCAAAUGGAAAGGAAGUAACAAACAAGGAGGAAUUAAAAGGGGUUCAAUGGGCAUCAUGGACUUGUGUUUCUGGUGUUGAAGUUAAUGGAAUCUGGCCUAAAUAUUCAGAUAUAAAUGAUAUAAAUUCAGUGGAUGCAAAUUUUAUUGGACAAGUUAUGGUUACAGCUGAUGAUUAUGGAAUUGUAAAGCUCUUUCGAUACCCGUGUCUAAGAAAAGGAGCAAAGUUUAAAAAGUAUCUUGGUCAUUCUGCUCAUGUGACAAAUGUCAGAUGGUCACACGAUCACCAGUGGGUUGUUUCCAUUGGAGGAGCAGAUCAUUCUGUCUUUCAGUGGAAAUUUGUCCCUGAUCGGAAGUUGAAGGAUUCCCUUCAUAUAGCACCGCAAGAGAGUCUGGUUGAUUCUAAUAGUGAUGAAUCAGAUUCAGAUCAGUCUGAUGUUCCAGAGCUGGACUCUGAAAUUGAACAAGAGACACAGAUCACAUAUCGUAGACAGGUUUACAAAGAAGAUCUACCUCAACUUAAAGAGCAAUGUAAAGAAAAAAGAAAAAGUGCAGCUUCUAAGAGACGAGAGAGAGCUCCAGGGAACAGUAUAAGAUUGCAUUUUGUUCAUGGUUACAGAGGUUAUGACUGUCGAAGCAAUUUAUUUUACACUCAGACGGGUGAAAUUGUAUACCAUGUUGCAGCAGUGGGAGUAGUGUACAAUCGACAGCAGAACACACAGCGCUUUUAUCUAGGUCAUGAUGAUGACAUUCUUUGCCUUGCUAUUCAUCCCUUAAAGGACUAUGUGGCAACAGGCCAGGUUGGUCGAGAUUCCUCUAUACACAUUUGGGAUACUGAAACAAUAAAACCACUUUCAGUACUAAAGGGCUAUCACCAGUAUGGAGUUUGCGCUGUUGAUUUUUCAGCGGAUGGGAAAAGAUUGGCUUCUGUUGGAAUAGAUGACAAUCAUACUAUUGUCCUCUGGGACUGGAAGAAAGGAGAGAAGCUUUCAGCAGUAAGGGGAAGCAAAGAUAAGAUUUUUGUUGUUAAGAUUAAUCCUUAUAUGCCUGAAAAACUGAUUACAGUUGGAAUUAAACACUUGAAAUUCUGGCGAAGAGCAGGGGGAGGACUAAUUGGGAGAAAGGGCUGCAUAGGUGCUAUGGGAAGAGCCGAUACAAUGAUGUGUGCGGUAUAUGGCUGGACUGAAGAGAUGGCAUUCUCUGGAACUUCCACAGGAGAUGUUUGUAUCUGGAGAGAUGUGUUUCUCAUAAAAACUGUCAAAGCACACGAUGGUCCUGUGUUCAGCAUGCACGCAUUAGAAAAAGGAUUCGUCACUGGAGGAAAGGAUGGGGUAGUAGCUCUCUGGGAUGAUACUUUUGAACGCUGUCUCAAAACCUAUGCCAUCAAAAGGGCUGCUUUGGCCCCUGGCUCUAAAGGACUCCUCUUAGAAGAUAAUCCUUCUAUACGUGCCAUUUCUUUAGGACAUGGUCAUAUUUUAGUGGGCACAAAGAAUGGUGAAAUAUUGGAGGUAGAUAAAAGUGGACCAGUAACUCUUUUGGUUCAGGGUCACAUGGAGGGGGAAGUUUGGGGUCUCGCUACUCAUCCUCAUUUACCCAUUUGUGCUACUGUAAGUGAUGACAAAACCUUAAGAAUAUGGGAUUUAUCUCCUAGCCAUUGUAUGUUAGCUGUUCGCAAAUUGAAGAAGGGAGGCAGAUGUUGCUGUUUUUCUCCCGAUGGGAAAGCGUUAGCUGUUGGUUUAAAUGAUGGAAGUUUUUUGAUAGUUAAUGCAGAUACCUUGGAAGAUCUAGUCUCCUUCCAGCACAGGAAAGAUAUUAUUUCAGAGAUCCGAUUUUCUCCAGGAGCUGGAAAGUACUUAGCUGUGGCAUCUUGUGACAAUUUUGUUGAUAUUUACAAUGUAAUGAGCAGUAAACGAGUAGGAAUCUGCAAGGGGGCCUCCAGUUAUAUAACACACUUGGACUGGGACGUAAGAGGGAAGCUCUUGCAAGUCAACACUGGUGCUAAAGAGCAGUUGUUUUUUGAAGCUCCUCGUGGGAAAAAACAGACAAUUCCUACUUUGGAGGUAGAAAAGAUUGGCUGGGCAUCAUGGACAAGUGUUUUGGGCUCUUGCUGUGAAGGAAUCUGGCCAAUAAUUGGUGAAGUCACAGAUGUAACUGCUUCAUGCCUCACUAGUGAUAGUAAAGUAUUAGCCACAGGAGAUGAUUUUGGAUUUGUGAAACUGUUCCGUUACCCUGCUAAAGGAAAAUUUGGAAAAUUUAAGAGGUAUGUUGCUCACAGUACCCAUGUAACAAAUGUCCGCUGGACCUAUGAUGACAGUUUGUUGGUCACUGUUGGAGGAGCAGACACAUCUUUAAUGCUGUGGACUUAUGAGGUGGAAGGACAUCGGGAUAGCCGACAGUGUGACAGUGAGGAAUCUGACCUAGAUUCUGAAGAAGAUGGAGGUUAUGACAGUGAUGUGACAAGGGAAAAUGAAAUUAAUUACACCAUCAAAGCCUUAUCAACAAACAUUAGACCAAUGUUUGGAAUUAAGCCUCAUCUACAACAAAAGGAGCCAACCUUAGAUGAAAGACCACCAGUUAGUAGGGCAUUGCCACAGCCUGAGAAACUUCAAACAAAUAAUGUUGGGAAAAAAAAGAGACCUAUAGAGGACCUAAUUUUGGAGCUGGUGUUUGGGUACCGAGGCAAGGACUGCCGGAACAAUGUGCAUUAUUUGAAUGAUGGUGCUGAUGUUAUCUAUCAUACUGCAUCUAUUGGGAUCUUGUAUAAUGUGGCAACAGGUUCUCAGUCUUUUUACCAAGAACAUAAUGAUGAUAUUUUGUGCCUCACUGUAAAUCAGCACCCCAAGUUUACCAACAUAGUGGCAACUGGCCAAGUAGGAGACUCAGCAGAUAUGUCAGCUACAGCUCCUUCUAUUCAUGUGUGGGAUGCAAUGAACAAACAGACGCUAUCAGUACUGCGGUGCUACCAUUCUAAGGGAGUUUGCUCAGUCAGUUUCAGUGCCACUGGCAAACUGCUGCUCUCUGUAGGGCUUGAUCCUGAGCAUACCAUUACCAUUUGGAAGUGGCAGGAAGGUGCCAAAAUUGCCAGCCGAGCUGGUCAUAACCAGCGUAUAUUUGUAGCAGAAUUCAGACCGGAUUCAGAUACCCAGUUUGUUUCUGUGGGAGUGAAACACGUGAGGUUCUGGACACUGGCUGGAAGAGCACUUCUCAGUAAAAAAGGGCUACUGAGUUCCAUAGAAGAUGCCCGAAUGCAGACAAUGCUGUCUGUAGCUUUUGGAGCUAAUAACUUGACAUUUACAGGUACUAUCAGUGGAGAUGUUUGUGUUUGGAAAGAUCAUGUGUUGAUACGAAUUGUGGCCAAAGCUCACAAUGGACCAGUUUUCACAAUGUACACCACCUUGAGAGAUGGUCUGAUUGUUACAGGAGGCAAGGAAAGGCCAUCAAAGGAAGGAGGAGCUGUUAAACUAUGGGAUCAAGAACUGAAACGAUGUCGUGCCUUCAGACUGGAGACGGGGCAAAUAACUGACUGCGUUCGCUCUGUUUGUAGGGGCAAGGGAAAAAUUCUUGUUGGCACAAGAAAUGCUGAAAUAAUUGAAGUUGGAGAAAAAAAUGCUGCAUGUAACAUUUUAAUUAAUGGUCAUAUGGAUGGACCAAUCUGGGGCCUAGCAACACAUCCUUCCAGAGAUUUUUUCCUUUCUGCUGCAGAAGAUGGCACAGUACGGCUCUGGGAUAUUGCUGAAAAGAAGAUGCUGAACAAAGUCAGCUUAGGACACGCAGCUCGUACUGUUUGUUACAGCCCAGAAGGUGAUAUGGUAGCUAUUGGCAUGAAAAAUGGAGAAUUCAUUAUCUUGCUUGUGACCUCUCUGAAGAUUUGGGGGAAAAAAAGAGAUAGAAGAUCAGCUAUCCAAGAUAUCAGGUUUAGCCCAGAUUCUCGUUAUUUAGCAGUCGGUUCCAGUGAGAACGCAGUGGAUUUUUAUGACCUGACAUUGGGCCCCACGCUAAAUCGAGUCAGCUACUGCAAGGAUAUCCCAAGUUUUGUGAUCCAGAUGGACUUCUCUGCAGAUAGCUGUUAUCUCCAGGUAUCUACUGGGUCUUACAAAAGGCAAGUCUAUGAAGUGCCUUCAGGAAAACAGCUUGUGGACCAGGCUGUGAUUGACAAAAUAACUUGGGCUACUUGGACAAGUGUUCUAGGUGAUGAAGUAAUUGGAAUCUGGUCCAGACAUGCUGAAAAAGCUGAUGUGAACUGUGCCUGUGUCUCUCACUCGGGAAUCAACCUUGUAACAGGCGAUGAUUUUGGCAUGGUCAAACUGUUUGACUUUCCAUGUCCUGAAAAAUUUGCAAAACACAAACGAUUUUUAGGUCACUCUGCCCACUUAACCAACAUUCGAUUUACAAGUGGAGACAGAUAUGUGGUUAGUGCAGGAGGGGAUGACUGCAGCUUAUUUAUUUGGAAAUGUGUACAUAUGCCUCAUUGAGGGAGACAUGGAGACUUGCAAAGAGGACGCUGCAUGAAGUACCAGGCAUGAAAUACCCAGGAUUGCAAUGUGAUAUUCUACUGUGCCCUGCAUGCUUAAGAAAUGGUGCUGAUCCAAGACACAGAGUAAUCUGUCUUUGAAAGACAAGUAUCUAGAGUCUGUCAGAAGAUAGACUAUAAGAAAUAUGCUGAGGCCAUUAGAUUUUACUUCUGUAAUCCGGGUUUGUAUUUCACUCACUGCCAGAUGUUGAAAAUGAAAAACGUGGAUAAAUGAAAAAAGGGAAUUGUUAGUCAAUGUACAGUAUCACAGUAAGAGCCUGGGUUUUGAAUCAAGAGAUGUUAUUUCUGAUCUAGUACUGUACGUUGAUCUAUUCUGAGCAUGAAUGUUUCUGCUUUAAGUUUUGGGGUCUGAAUAUCAUUGAGAAAAGAGUAUUCCAUAUUUUAUUACUGAAAGAAACCAUAUAUUAAAUAUAUAGUAUUUUAAUAAAUGUUUAAUUAUUAUAAUGGCAAAUUAUAUUUCUAUGACUGAUCAAAAGGAAGCAUCAUUUGAUGAAGCAGAAAAUAAGACAGCUGAUUCCUUAGGGCUUAAAUAUUUCUGUAUUUAGAGGCCUGGGUCACAAUCAUGUCUGGUGAAAGCUGCUGGAUAUGCAUGAUCUUCAUGACUAAUUUAGUGUUUUUGUUGCACUUAAACAUUAAAUUAGUUCCGUGAGCAAAAUCAGAUUUGCUCACAUUGUGAGUGCCUUGCCCACAACCUAAAAGUCUAACUCCAAUUUUUGCCUUGUGAAUAAAAGUUAUUCUCAGUGGAAGAGAGGUGAUUGCUGUGCUGCUUGACUAGGCUGCUAGCCUCUAUAUUGGAAGUGUGGACUACAGUGAGAAUUUUGUAACCUUCGUAAUUGACAAGGCUUGGGAUAUCACCAGUUGCAAAAAUAGAAUUUCUUAGCAAUAUUAAUUAUUUUCUCAGCAUCAUAGGAAAUUCAGAGAGAAUAUGAAAUUUCCAAACUCUAUAUUUUGUGCAUUUUAACUUUUUAACAGAGUUGGGACUAGCUGGGAUAAGUGUCUACUCAGAUUUCUCUCCUGAUUGUAAAAUACAUCCAAUCAUAUGCUUCUUUAAAUGGACCUGCUGUCACCUCUCGCAGGAGUGCAUUUAUUCUAUCCUGCAAGGGUAGCUGAGGUGAAAAAGAAAAACACCUGAGUGAUGGUGAAAACCUGAAAACUGUAAAUGAGGUAGAAGUGAGGAAGAUUUCAUCAGCUAUUUGUCUAAAUCACGUCAUAGCCAUGCGCUGCAGACUGAACCUGUUAUUUCAAUCAGUGUGGUUAUUUUUUCAUACAACACAGGAGGGAAUAGAAGUAACUGAUUAUCAACACUACUCACAAUUACAUUCUGAUAGGAACAUGAAGUUCUUUUUGUCUGUGUAAGUCAGUGUUGCUUUAAUGAUGCCAUUUGUUUAGGUCAGUCAGCAGAUUUGAUAAUUGUUCCCCUCUUGCAUUCUCUUAUACCAGAUAUGUGACAUAAACCUCAUCUCUUCUUGGAAGCAUCUUGUGUGCAUGGUAGUUCUAGCGGGAAUGGGAAGGUUUGCAUGUAGAAGAGGAGGGGAAAAAAGUUUAUGAGCCAGACUUUUGUGCUCUCCUAGAUCCAAAGAUGUUUGUUAUAUACUCCACAAGCUACUUGUCCCACAGACUCAGAUAUAUUUUAUAUAUCAAGAUAUAACAAAUAUUUAUUUUAAAGAAGUUGAUAACUAGACUAUUGGCAGGUUUUUUUGGCUUAAUGCUUCUUAGCAAAGCCUUGCCAGUCAUGCAGUUGCUAUUCUGCAGGAUCAAAUACUCUGUGAAUGUGGUCCGUGAGUGUUGAGGGAAAUCUUAUCAGUAACAUCUUUAACUUUAGGGGAAUUGCAUCUGAGAAAUGAGACAAGACCUGAUUUGUAUCAUCACUUUGUUGCCUCUCUGCCUAUUUUGUGUGAAAAUUGGUAUCUGGUAUUUAAAUCUUGGCCGGAGAAAUCAAUUGUAAUAUGCUGUACUAUAGCUGUAAUUCUUUCCCUUUCUAAAAACAUCCGUGAAGGACUACUUGAAGUAAGAUUUUUUUCCUGCCUCUCUUUUAAGAUUGCCUUUUAUCAGUUUAAUUUGGAUGGCUGUUAAGAGCUCCUUCAUAGUCUGUCCAACACAGACUGCCAGAACAAAGUCCAUUUCCAGCCUCUUAUGAGUUUUCCCCUCAAAAUCCUAGGCUCAAUAUUUUACAUCCUUACGAUCUUCUGUAGGCCUUCAUCUGAUGUUAGAAAUAUGUGGGCCAUCAAGUUUUGUUCCUUAUCCCUGUAGUAUCAUCUCUGAUCAUGUCCUCUUCUCCUCCACCUGUGUUAAUUUAACUGUGCCUCUCCACUGAUAAUUUGUCAUUGGUGCUCUUGUCCUGAUAAAUCUCAAAUGCCACAUGGGUGGUGGAGUACCAGCAAAAAUUGAUGGGUAGAUUGCAGCUGGGCAAGACUGAGAGCAACAGUGCAACAGCCGGAGCUCCAGCUCUCCCUGUUUCUUCAUUCUCUUCUGAACCUCAUUGCAACUGUAAAAGGGCUGGGAGCUGGGGCAGGGGCUGGAAGCUGAAGAAUGUUACAAACAAAACUACCAGCCUUGUUCUGCCUGUUGCAGCCAACUUGGCAGCUGGUUUUUCCCUGACAAAGUGCUCAGGGGUUUGCAAGGUAAAAUGUGGUCAGCCAGCAGGGAAUAGUCAAGAAUGGUGAGGAGAAUGUACAGCUUCAGUUGCAGAUUUGUUCUUGAGGACCACUUGGAGAAUGUUCUGUGCAAUCAGCUAGCUGCAGGCACACUUCAAGAUGGCAGCUUUGUGGUCUUUGUGAUGGUGCUUCUUAUUGUGCCUCAUUUGCUGUUUACAUUAAGUGCUACUGUAGUAACUUGCUAACUGUUGCCACCAAGAUUGGUGCUUGAAGCCUGUGCAGAGGGCAGCAGGCUGCCUGCAUCAGUGGGCAUUGGGACCUUGUAGCUGGUUCUCAGAAGAUAGAGGCUGAUGUGGCCUGAUAUGGCAUUUUGAUAAGGAUGCUGGAAUGCAGAGGGAUUGGUCACAGCCUUGUGCUUGUAAACAUUGGAGAGAAGAAAAGUGGGCUAAAGGACUUGAUCAAGAGCUGGGGAAAGCCUGUUCUGUGAUUAUGCAGUGCUAAGGAAUUGGAAGGAAAACUUCUUUGUGUAUUUGGAUUUAUUUUUUAGUUUACUUGGACUUAUUUUCUAGUUUAGUUGUCUUUAUAAGUCUCUUUGUGGCUAGCAGCAAACAUGUAUCUUAGGGAUCUUUACAGUCAGCAAUGCAGAACAGCCACUAGAAGGGGACCUACAAAAACCAUCUGGUCCAUCUGCAUGACCACUUUAGGGCUAACCAAAAGUUCAGGCAUGUGUUGAGGUCUCUUGAAAGAAGAAAAGGAAAUAGAGAACUGUCUCAAGGAAAACAAAAUGUAAUCUCACCUAAAAAAAAAAACCAAACAGUCUUGAAAGCUACUUAAGUAUGCUUGGGGGGGGGAGGGGGAAAAAGAUAAUGGGAGAAGGCAAAUCAAGCUCCUAAGAACAAACAAAAAUUAAGUACAUUUAGAACUGAAAGCUAUCAUCAUUAAGAAGUGAGGAACACAGUAGAGAGAACUAAUAAGCCAAAUCUGUUGAAUCAUUUAGUUUUGAAAUCUGAAAUUUCUCAUUCUUAAGAGAGUAGUCGUAUACAAUUUCAGAUUUUGAUUUGAUAAAGAAGGCAAUAGAUUAUAUGAAAUUGGAGACAAAAGAAGGCACUUCAGACAAUUAAGGCUACUUUAUGACUUGGUUUUGAUAGUUGAAGGAAAGUUUCAGAGCAACUUCAGUUUGGCUCAAUAUCAGGUUUUGAACUUUACACAAGUCAUGUUAGUACUGACUUGGAAUUGCACCAUUAGGAAGAAAGCAGACAUGACUUACCUCCUGAAUCUGGAAAAUAGAUCAAAAUAUAGGACCUCAGUACCUAGAGCAGAACUUUGAGAGCAUUCCAAGUGGCUUAGUUUAAACCUGCAAUCCAUUUCUUUCAGCUGCUGCCUUGUCUCUUUCUCUGGCUUCCAAGUUUGCCAAGGCAAACGAACCCUUCUUUCAACAGGCCCUGAGCACCUGUCUGUGCUGCACCUCACCUGCUUUCUAGAUUGCACCCAAGAGAGCUCAAGUCUUCUUUAGCAGAUGGAUUUCACUCUGAAUCUUUACUUGGGAGUCUUAAUAUAUUGCACUUUGCACUGUAUGGUGUAACAGUGGGGCAGCCUAAGGAUCUUGUUUUCAAAUGCAGUUCUUACACAGGCAAGAUGAUAUAUUUCCCUAUUUCGUUAUCAGUGUCACAGAUGGGACAAGCCUUAAUCUUUAAAGAUUCCUUUUAUUCUGUUAGUGUAAACAAAUGUUAGCAUAGACAAAUGUUUUGUCAGUAUUUUGGGCAAAAAUACUGUCUGUAGGCUCUACAGAAAGGGAAGUCAGAAUGAAUUGUCACAUCUGUGAUUUUAGUAUCACUUGCUGCAUUGCAUUUGCACAUCCUUGUUCUGUCAGUUUUCUUACGCUUCUUGCAGUCUGCUCUGUUUUCCUAAAGUUUAUGGCACCAUUCAGUCUUUGCUCAUGUAUGUAUGGAUAGAUAAGUGAGCUUGCCAAAGCCUACUAUGCAUUCUUUAUACCGAGCACUGUGGCACGGUCAGACCAAAACCAUUUCUUUGGUUCUCUCACUUCUGACCUUCAGCUAACUUUGGCUUCAGACUUAAAAUCUGCAGAUCUCGUUUCAGGAGGGGAAAAAAAAAAAGAAA
This is a messenger RNA of Tympanuchus pallidicinctus (lesser prairie-chicken), 10864 nucleotides long. It is a transcript of the gene EML5, whose product is annotated as EMAP like 5. The coding region runs from base 184 to 6093 and encodes 1969 amino acids. Gene Ontology annotation, molecular function: microtubule binding. The transcript has 42 exons. The record is from RefSeq and is a predicted model, not a curated record. NCBI's taxonomy places the organism in Eukaryota, Metazoa, Chordata, Aves, Galliformes, Phasianidae.